GGGAGGCAUUUAGAAAUAAAAAUCCCUCUGUACCCUGCGAGACUCGAAUAAUCCUAUUAUUUGAAAUUACCAAAAUAUCCUUGUUAUAUGUAUAUUAAUUUCACUCGAUGUAACCCGUUGCCAUCUCUACAUUUACCUGAGUCUCUCCUUCAAUAUUUUCUCUCUCUCCAUACACAAGUUUCUUCCUCUACAUUCUUUUUAGUCUUCAGCUGCUCAUAGAAAAUUUGAAGAUUUGAUUUUGGUUUCGGAUCUGGUGGCGUUAACGUGUUAAUUCGUUGUUUAUUUUGUGAAUAAUGAACGUGGAUGGUGAAUUGCCGAAUAUAAAGAGAUGGAUAGUGUUGUACCCUGUUUACAUAAAUUCGAAGAAGACGAUGGCAGAAGGAAGACGAAUUGGACUCAGCAAAGCGUGCGAGAAUCCCACGUGUGCUGAAAUUGGCGAUUGCUGCAGCUAUCUGAAACUCCCUUUUGCAAUUGAGAUUGACAAGGCUUACCCGCGUGAUUUCAUGCAAAGAGGCAGAGUGAGGGUGUUACUGAAGAAGGAGGAUGGCACUCUUUUUAAUCCCACUAUCUCAUCUAGAAAGCAGCUAAUGAUUCGUGUUGCAGAGAUGGUACCCAAACAUCAUGGAAGGACAAAGAAGCAGGAGGUGGCUGCAUCAACAUCAAAUGCAGGAGCUUCUAACAAAUCUGGGAAAGGUGGAAAAAAGAGGAGAUAAUUUUCGGAAAUAUUGUCUUAAUUACUGGAUGUAUUGUUGUAGGAGUAAUUUGUCCUAAUUGAGUUCAAGUUUUUACCACCCGAAUGAGUACCAAUGUGUUUAUGAACAUUCACCAAACAAUUUCAACAGUCGUGCACUUGAUUAUAGGACAACAUUUUCUUCAUAUAAUCUAGCAUUGGUAAAACUCUUUCUCCCCUUCUGUCCAUGGAAGAGUCACAUUAUGUUUCUGCUUUACAACCAAGAAGCAACUAACAGAACAUGCAUUUUAUUUUUUCCAUAUCCCUUAUAAAAGACUAGAUGAUUUCCUGUCUUAAAAGUUUUAUAAGCAUGGCCAAAAAUAUCUAAUUGAAUUGUCAUUUGCAUUUUGAUGAACUCCAAACUCUAUGUAGAAAGUAGUACUGGUUAGGUUGGAAUUGGAACUGUAACUGUGCACCCACCAUAGAUCAAUGUUGAAUACAAAACUAUAUUUUAUUUGUA
Molecule: messenger RNA, 1190 nt
Organism: Arachis duranensis
Lineage: Eukaryota; Viridiplantae; Streptophyta; Magnoliopsida; Fabales; Fabaceae
Product: signal recognition particle 19 kDa protein
Exons: 3
Coding region: 294-713 (139 amino acids)
Biological process (GO): SRP-dependent cotranslational protein targeting to membrane, signal sequence recognition; SRP-dependent cotranslational protein targeting to membrane
Cellular component (GO): signal recognition particle, endoplasmic reticulum targeting
Molecular function (GO): 7S RNA binding
Source: RefSeq, a predicted model, not a curated record